AUGUUUCGGACCAUCAAAAGCUUCAAGAACAAGAAACAAAGAACAAGACACGACCAGACAAGUCCCUUCUCCUCAACCUCAACGUUCUUGAAGGAGAACUCUUGUUUCUUGUGUUCGGCUUCGAGUAAAGUUAACAAUGGAAUCGAUUGGAAAGAUUUGCGCCGAGGAUUGAAGAUUACAACAACGUUGUUGCUAAGGCUAUUGCUGGAGGAACUGGACAUAUCAUUAGAGGAAUCUUUAGUUGCAGUAAUGCUUACACCAAGUCACCAAUCAGGUUUCAAAUAA
This is a messenger RNA of Microthlaspi erraticum, 285 nucleotides long. Lineage: Eukaryota; Viridiplantae; Streptophyta; Magnoliopsida; Brassicales; Brassicaceae. The record is from the annotation of a GenBank genome assembly.